This is a messenger RNA of Bacidia gigantensis, 1089 nucleotides long. RefSeq lists its product as uncharacterized. The transcript has a single exon. Bases 1 to 1089 code for a protein of 362 amino acids. The record is from RefSeq and is a predicted model, not a curated record. Lineage: Eukaryota; Fungi; Ascomycota; Lecanoromycetes; Lecanorales; Ramalinaceae.
AUGGGACGGCCUCGCCGACCAAAGCAGCAGCUUCAGUCACCCUUUCUUUCACUUCCUCCCGAGCUUCGAAACAAAAUCUACCGUUACGCCUUAGUUCGUGAGGAUCCAAUCGAUCUAUGGCCUCACAGAUGGACCAUCCCCAUCGCUGCAGAGGAUUCUAAACCUACGCCACUUAAUCUCAAGGUUCGUCAUCAAGAGGGCCUGAAUCAUGUCCGAAAAGAGAUGGCUGUUGGACUUUUAGGCACCUGCAGCCAGAUGUACAGAGAAGCAGCUCUAAUGUUCUGGGGGGAGAACCGAUGGAGAUUCUCAGGAAGGAGUGGAUGGCAAGGCCUUCUUCGCUUUUUCCUUACAAUUGGACCUCAUGCCCGCCAACGCAUCCGCAAGCUGGACGUGCAUGCACCUAUAUACAUGCGAUGGCCUGUUAAAGAUUCCGACAACAAGGACUUGAACGGCAGAUCGAAGAACUUGCCCAAAAUGCAUAUGGUGAAGAUUCCAGAAGAAGGUCAUCUUGAUAGGAUGGCGAUACAGCGAGGCUGUGCUCUACUUGAGCAGGAUCGAACGGUCGACGAGAUGAACUUCAUCAUUCCAGACGGCUUUCGCAAUGGGGACGAGGACGAGUUCGGAGGCUACGACCUAGAUCAUGAUUUGGAGUCAGAAUCUCAUGACCGGUUACUUCGCGUUCAGGGGCUUGACUUUAUUAAGAAGACUAUCGUCGUAGAAAAAGGCGGCUAUCUAGCAGUAGACGACGGGCCGGCACAGAUCAUGGCAGAAGGUUGGGAUGUAGUGUGCCUUCCAGGAAGUUUCAUAUGGGAGAAAGGAGAAGAAGACAAAGGUGGGAAUAGCGACUAUCAGAAACAAGAGAACACACGCCUACGCAAAUGGCACUCUCCGGCAAGACAAUGGGAUUAUCUGGAAGGAGUCAAGUACCUAUUCGAGGAGACUGAAAUAUCUAUCCAUGCAAAUGGUGGCAGACAAAAACAGAAGGAGCCAUCACUGAGUCGAAGCCUAACAGCGUUUGGAGGCUGUCUCUUCAUCGAAGACGAAGGGAUCAUCAUACGUCUACAGGAGCCCACACCACUGGAAAGGUGA